AUCGGCGUUCCGCACAUGCUGCGACUGAGUCACUUGCGCAGGCGGCCUGGUGAACGAGGCCGAUCAUAUUGGCGGGGAUUCCCUGAGAGCAUGCGAAUCACGACAGUGUGGAAUACGAUAACUUUAAUGGCCGCCACCUUUACUUGUUAGUGUAGCACCAGGAUGGACCUGGGCCCAAAUGCAUCCUCCAGUAUGCUGUCUAACAUGUCCGGACUGAAGCUGAACUUUGAGAGUUUUGAUGAUGAGGUUUCAAAGGAGAGCAACGACCUCACUGUAGAUGCAAGCUUUCCAUCCUCUGAUGGCAACUUCAUGGCUGGCGGCAGCGACAUUGGAGGUGGUCUGUCAGCAGGGGCAGGUAACUCCGUAGGAGAGGCUGGAGAUGGCGAGGCCAAGAGAAAAGGUGGCUGGCCAAAAGGACGCAAAAGAAAAAAGAGUUUAAAAGAUGUCAAUGCUCCCAAACCAGCCCUUACAGGAUACAUCCGGUUCCUGAAUGAACGUCGUGAGCAACUGCGACAGGAAAACCCAAACCUGACUUUCUCAGAGAUCACCAAGAUGCUGGGAGCAGAGUGGUCCAAACUAGGGACUACAGACAAACAGCGUUAUCUUGACGACGCAGAGAAGGACAAGGAGCGGUAUCUGAAGGAGAUGGAGGCAUACCAGAAGACGGAGGCAUACAAAACCUUCAGAAUGCAGCAAAAGAAGCUACGAGGUGAUCUUGGAGAAGAGACUGAGAGUACAGGGUUGAAUGGAUCUUCUCUAGAGAUGUUGAACAAUGAGGAUGAUGAAAGUGGCACAUUUGACAUCCCCAUCUUCACUGAAGACUUCCUGGACCACAAUAAAGUGCGUGAAGCGGAAUUGCGUCAGCUGAGGAAGCAGACAACGGAGUUGGAGGAACAGAAUGCCAUCCUCAGUAAACACAUAGAGAACAUGAAGCACGCCAUUGAGAAGCUGGAGAUCGAGGCGGUGCAGCAGCGGAGCACCAACAUGGCUCUGCAGACCCACCUCGACAACCUGCGCACAACACUUACCACGCACUUUGCCUCCGUGUCUCUCCCAGGGUCAGGAGAGACGCCAUCACUGGAGACGAUUGACACAUACAUGGCCAAACUACACACGGUGAUCCUCGACUCCCCUCAGGAGAAUGAAUCUCUCAUUGCCACCGUUAGAGAAAUAGUCGGAAGACUCAACAUUGAAGGUGACAAGUUAUGACGAGAACAAGAAAGUGUCAUUGAUGUAGAGCUCAUCUUGGACUAGUGGUUGUUCUAAUGAUGAUGUGGACCUGCCUGGCAGGAUCUGGAUCCCAGCAUCUUCAGUUGCUACACAGAAUGGAGAUAGUGACGGACCCUUAUGAGAAGUGCAGAUGCUGAUUUAGAGUUCUGUCUUUGUGGGUGUUCACCCUGAUGUGAUCUGGCAGACAUUUUGUGUACAGGACUUGAAGUCUUGAAUUGUGCACCUCUAGACACGGUGCGGUGUUGAUGCACACUCUUCAUCUUCAUGUGAUGUCCUCCACCACAGCAGCAGAACAAGGUGCACCUGACUCAAGGUCCUGAUGGGGGCUUGAGGGGGUGGGGGGUAUUGAGUUCAGGUGAGGGAGGGAGAGUUUCAGUUGUUUGAUUUGAUGAAUAGAGGGGGUCUUGCAUUGUAUGACCCAUCUUCCCGAGGCAAGAGAGUUAACUGACUUUAGAAGUCCAGUUUCCACCCUUGCAGACCUAGGCUGGAAUUCCUGGGCUCGAUUGUAGCGCCACCAGCGGUUAUUAUGAGUUAUGUCCCUUC
This is a messenger RNA of Haliotis rufescens (red abalone), 1773 nucleotides long. Its product is annotated as high mobility group protein 20A-like. The transcript has 11 exons. Gene Ontology annotation, biological process: regulation of gene expression. NCBI's taxonomy places the organism in Eukaryota, Metazoa, Mollusca, Gastropoda, Lepetellida, Haliotidae. The record is from RefSeq and is a predicted model, not a curated record. Bases 163 to 1209 code for a protein of 348 amino acids. Gene Ontology annotation, cellular component: nucleus.